This is a messenger RNA of Silurus meridionalis, 1924 nucleotides long. RefSeq names its product chromobox homolog 7b (gene cbx7b). The record is from RefSeq and is a predicted model, not a curated record. Gene Ontology annotation, cellular component: PRC1 complex. NCBI's taxonomy places the organism in Eukaryota, Metazoa, Chordata, Actinopteri, Siluriformes, Siluridae. Gene Ontology annotation, biological process: negative regulation of transcription by RNA polymerase II. The transcript is spliced from 6 exons. Bases 256 to 984 code for a protein of 242 amino acids.
CGCGCUGGGCCAUGCAGAUGUGUCGCAGAUUUUAAAAGUCACUGUGCGCACAGAAAGAUCUAGUACGAGGAAAUGGGACGCUGAAAAGCGUUCAAAAACUGAAGCCAAAGAAAAUCUGCGGUGAGAACAAAAGCAGGAAAAAGCCGAUUCCGACUGGAUAUAAACCCACUAUCACGAGCAACGCGCGUUUCCAAGUAGAUAUUAAACAUCCCCGGUGUUUAUUUAUUAAAAUAUAAUUAAAGCGCAAAUAAUCCAAUGGAACUGUCAGCUAUCGGGGAGCAAGUGUUUGCCGUGGAAUCGAUCAUCAAGAAAAGAGUACGGAAGGGCCAUGUGGAAUAUUUGCUCAAAUGGAAAGGGUGGCCCCCAAAGUAUAGCACAUGGGAACCUGAGGAGCAUAUCCUGGAUCCUCGGCUUGUUCUAGCAUAUGAGGAGAAAGAGCACAAAGACAGGGCCGUGGGUUGGCGUAAGAGAGGACCUAAACCAAAAAGACUUUUUGUGCAGGGAAUUUAUUCGAUGGAUCUUCGCAGUUCACACAAAGCAGCAGAGAAGUCUCCAGGACAUCUGCACCUGUCCCUUACACACCCCCUCGAACCACAUGAUGGACAUGCAUCACAGCAAUUCUGCUCAAAGGAAAGUGUCGUAUAUCGUCAAUUAGUUCAUCACAAGAGAAAAAAGAGAAACCUCAAAGGAACAUUAGUAGAGGACUGGGAGGAAUUGGACAAGGAUGACAACUUUGAAGAGGAGGUUAUAAGACCGCAAGAGACUGACAGGGUCACUAUAAACAGUAAUGUGGAGACAGAGGGUUGGAGUCCAAUAACUGGUUCAGAGGAAAUGACAGUGUCUCCAGAGUGUGAGGAAUGGAGGCCAGUUUUGGGUCCAGAGGAGGUAACUGUGACAGAUGUCACCAUCAAGUCACUGACAGUCACUUUUAGAGAGGCUUUGGUUGCAAAAGGCUUCUUCAGGAACUGGGAAAUGGAGCUGUAAUAUGAUGAAGUAUGAAGCUGUUGCGUGAGACCGAAGGCGGGAGAAGUGAAACGUGAGACUUUCAUCAAAUGCACUACAUGUAUUGAAGUUUUACAUAAUUCUUUCUACUGAAUGACUUUUCUUUAAAAUUUUAUGGUACAUUUAUCAGUGGUACAGCAGACAUCUCCAGCAUGGGAAGUCUCCUCAUUAUACUGUAGGUGUAUGCUCUGUUGAUGUCAAUACAAGAGAAGCAAUUUACAAAAUACAGUUUUAUAUUUGAAGCCUGUGAGCUAAUAGAAAAGAUACUGAAACUAGACUUACAUAGUACUGCUGUUUGAGCGCGUGUUUAUUUAAGUACGUGUUAAAGUACUUUUCAGAGUCUAAUUUGUAACUUUAGUAACAAUCAGUAAAUUGUUAAUCAGUGCACCGUGAAGGGGCACUUGCACACAUUUCUAUUCAUUUAAAUUCAUUUCAGUUCAAUUAAAAUACAAAUCUUGGUUUUGAGAUACCACAUUUCUGGAAAUUGGAAAAUUAUAACUAAUGUGAAAUGAUUAAUUAUUACCAGGGCUGAUUAUCAAAAUCAACUUAGAACAACUAGAAUAUGUUAUAGCAACAAUUUCCCUAUGAGGUCAAUAUAGUGUUCUGAUUCUGAUUCUUGAUUCUGGUAUCACAGCAACAGGACAGCUGUUGGGGAACUGGGGACCUCUCUGACAGAAAUAUGUAUCUGCAAACACUUCAGAUGUGUUGUGCACUCUCUUCUCUAAAUCAGUGUACAGGUCAAACCAGUAAAGAUUUAUCUAAUAAAUAAGUAUUCAAGACCUACUGUUAUAAGAAAAUGCUUCUUGCAUUCUUCUAUAUUCAAGAAAUGCUUUAAGAGGAUACAGUUUUCUUAUGUCCAUGACUUAAUCUCCUCAGUAUUGAAGCUUGUCAUUAAUAAUAAAUGCUUUUUUCUAACAACUUA